Molecule: messenger RNA, 1923 nt
Organism: Ipomoea triloba (trilobed morning glory)
Lineage: Eukaryota; Viridiplantae; Streptophyta; Magnoliopsida; Solanales; Convolvulaceae
Product: pentatricopeptide repeat-containing protein At1g74600, chloroplastic-like
Exons: 1
Coding region: 94-1887 (597 amino acids)
Biological process (GO): RNA modification
Molecular function (GO): RNA binding; protein binding
Source: RefSeq, a predicted model, not a curated record
AAUGGUCAUGCCACCAUAUAUUCAUACAACAGAGCCAUAGAUAAUCUCAUAAAAUGUGGGUCUUUGGACUCUGCCCUUCAACUGUUCGGUGAAAUGCCCGAAUGUGAUGUCAUCUCCUGGAACACUGUAAUUUCUGGGCUAAACCGAUCUGGGUUUCCCAGAAAAUCUCUCUACUUCUACAAAAGUAUGGUCUCCCAAGGAAUAACUGAGAACUCUUCCACAUUCUCAUCUGUUUUGAGUAUAUGUAACAAUGCAGGUUUUUACAGAAAAGGGUUUGAGAUACAAUGUAGAGUGAUAGUCUUUGGUUUGGAUAUGAACAUAUACAUUGUUAGUGCUCUUGUUGAUCUGUAUAUGAAAGUGGGUCUCAUAGAAUUUGCAUUGAAACUGUUUUAUGGCUUGCCUGAAAGGAAUUUAACAUUGUGGAAUAUUGUUUUGCGUGGAAUUUGUGAUUUAGGAAGGUCAAAGGAGUUAUUAAGAUUGUACACUGACAUGAAAUUGGCAGGUGUUGAGCCUAAUGGACUUAGUUUUUGUUAUUUACUAAGUGGUUGUGGUAGUGGGAGACUUCUUCUUGAAGGAAGGCAAAUACAUUGUUUUGUGUUGAAGAAUGGGUGGUUAGUAACAAAUCUGUUUUUAGCCAAUGGUUUGGUUGAUUUUUACUCUGCUUGUGGGGUUCUAAGUGAUGCCAGGAAAUCAUUUGAAGGUAUUCCACCUGAAGAUGUGAUAUCAUGGAGUUCAAUGGUUUCUGUGUAUGCUGCCAAUGGACUUUUGCAGGAUGCUUUGAAAGUGUUUGAAAAGAUGCAAUCUUGGGGGAAGAGGCCGUCGGCUCAAUCUUUCUUGGGACUGUUAAGUUUAUCGAGUGCGAGAAAAGAAUUGCUGCUUGGAGAGCAAAUUCAUUGCUUUGUCCUAAAAUUGGGAUUUGAUUAUGGAAAUGUUGUUAUUCAGUCUGCUUUGAUUAACAUGUAUGGGAAAUGUGGGCACGUUGAGAGUUUGGUGUCAUUAUUCGAGAAUGCCCCCGAGGCAUCUCUUGAGAGUUGUAACUCGUUGAUGACGUCUUUGCUGCAUUGCAACGUUAUAGAAGACGUAUUAGAACUGUUCGGUUUUAUGGUUGACGAAAGUAUUGGAUUUGACGAAGUGAGUUUGUCCUCGACGCUAAAGGCAUUAUCAUUGUCGGCCUCAGUGAGCUUGAAUAGCUGUGCUUUGUUGCAUUGCUGUGCAAUAAAGGUCGGGUUUGAAUAUAACAUUGUGGUUUCAUGUUCCCUGAUCGAUGCUUAUUCAAAAUCCGGUCACAUUGAACACUCUGAUCAGAUCUUCAUAGAGCUUCCUUCACCUAAUGCCAUCUGUUUCACCGCUAUGAUCAAUGCAUACGCAAGGCUAGGAAAGGGAACCGAGGCCCUCGAGAUGUUCGGAGCUAUGAUCCAACAAGGCCUAAAGCCCGACGAGGUAACAUUUCUGUGUGUAUUGAUGGGGUGCAGCCACUCCGGUAUGGUGGAAGAGGCAAGAACAGUGUUCGAUUCAAUGAGAACACAUCACGGGAUCAACCCUGACAGGCGACAUUAUUCAUGUAUGGUGGACCUUCUCGGGCGCCGAGGUUUGGUGAGUGAGGCCGAAGAGUUGAUGAACUGUGCUGCAACAGUUGAGGGAGAUGCUGUGAUGUGGAGCUCGUUGUUACGGAGUUGUCGAACUCAUAAAAAUGAGCAAGUGGGAAGGAGAGUUGCAGAGAAAUUGAUGAAGCUUGAAGCAGAGGAGGCUGCUGUUUGGUUGCAAGUUUCAAACUUUUACUGUGAAAUUGGGGAUUUUGAUACCUCAGUGCAGAUUAGAGAGGUUGCAAUGGCAAGGAAGAUGAGUAGGGAAAUAGGGUACAGUUUAGUUCACAAUAAAGUAGUCUAAAUGGCAAAUUAUUGUCUGAACCAUGAUCUAACACAG